UCUCAAGUUAGCUUUCGCGAAAUGGCGCCACGAAUUUCAUCAUUGUUUACAAUUUGCUAUUAACCGGCUUGCCAUCUAAUGUUUACAUUCGGUGUCACUUGCUCAUGCGCAGUACUUACAGUAUGUUUACUAGAGUGAAGCAUCCCUUUCCGCUUUCGCAUCUUGUCCAAUGAGCUGAGGCUAUUCGUUCGUUGUUAGACUAUCCCAACCAAAAUACGGUUUUCAUUGAUUGUGUUUGUUCACUGUAGUUACGGAGCGAGUGGUCCACGCGAAGGCGUCAGCCAUUUUGGUCGGUAGUGUAUUAUGGCGAGUUCUCAUAAAGAUUCAGAUAGUGAUGCUUGGGCACUGUUAGCUUUAAAAUCUGCACCAGCAAGUCCAUCGAAAGUGCAAUGGAGCCCCGAACCCAAAGGAGCUGCUAUUGCAAGGCUAGAAGGCCGAGAAUUCGAGUAUAUGAUCAGACAGUACCGUAUUACUAUUGGGCGAAACAGCCGAGUUGGUGAAGUAGAUGUAAACAUGGGUCAUUCGAGUUUUAUUUCGAGAAGACAUUUAGAAAUAACUUUUGAAUCUCCACACUUCUUUAUGACUUGUAAUGGAAAAAAUGGAGUGUUUGUUGAUGGAGUCUUUCAAAGAAAAGGUGCAGCUCCUCUGCAGCUUCCAAAAAUGUGAGUUUGUUUUAAGCCUAAAACGUGUUUACGG
Messenger RNA from Stegodyphus dumicola, 696 nucleotides. Its product is annotated as forkhead box protein K1-like. Gene Ontology annotation, biological process: regulation of transcription by RNA polymerase II. Lineage: Eukaryota; Metazoa; Arthropoda; Arachnida; Araneae; Eresidae. Gene Ontology annotation, molecular function: RNA polymerase II cis-regulatory region sequence-specific DNA binding; protein binding; DNA-binding transcription factor activity, RNA polymerase II-specific. The record is from RefSeq and is a predicted model, not a curated record.